AUAUUUGAUGUCUGUGGCAAAAAUCAGUUUAAAAAAAGGAGCGACGUAUGUACUGUUUUUCCAAAAUUUUUAAUAAUUGUAAAUUAAUUAAACUGGUUAAUAUGGCAAAUCUCCCGCCUCGAAAAAUUUCAACAUCUGGUAAAGUAUCCAAGCAACAGGGUGCCACACCUCUUGAGAUACUAUUACAAAUGGGCUUUCCUAGGAACCGAGCCUUGAAAGCUUUAGCGGCUACUGGCCACCGCAGUGUCCAGUUAGCCUCAGACUGGCUUCUCACACAUGUAAAUGAUGCAUACAUAGAUGCUGAACAACCUAGAGAGUACAUAUUCUAUGCAAACCCUACAGGGCAACUGUUGGCACAGCUGCAGAGCUUUUGGCAAAAGUCCAAAGCUACUGCGUGGAAUGGAGCACACAAUUUUCCACCUCACAUAACACUUGUGCCAUUUUUUAAGGCAAAAGAUGAUGUAUGUUUGCAACUAGCAAAAUCUAUAAAGCAAACUGUAGAGGUAGUGGGGCAGCCGCCAGAAACACCAUUGAAAUUGGAGUCUUAUAUAUCACAGAACUUUAUGGGCUUGUUUAUUUCUGAAGAGCAUUCUGACUAUUUGAAGAAUAUUGCGUUGCAAUAUGCAAAGCAAGUAUCGGCUUUGGUGGGUGCAAAGGUGGAUACUAACCAAGGGUUGGAAGGGUGCAUAGUAACUGAAGAAAUAUCUAAUAAAUCAUCGAACGCUGAAGCGCAAACGAAAUCGCUGCACCUCACGUUGGCGUAUCACUUCGACGUCAGCGCGUUCGAAGCUCUCAAGGCGCUGGUGGAUCAGCUGGACCUCACGGAGCCUCUGCAUCCUGAAUGGGAACUACGUCUGUACUCCCGGGAUCCCCGGUUUUCCAACCAUCAGGUAUUCAGAGUGAUGCAAGGCUAUGCUCCAGUAGCAAGUGACGAGCUAGAACUUGUGGUCGGGGACUAUGUGUACAUUGAGGAGAAACAGUUCGACACGUCGCCUGACGGUUGGGUGUACGGCACUUCAUGGCUUACGGGUGUGAGCGGCUACCUGCCUGCAGUCUACACGCGCCGCACGCCCGAUUCCGAUGUCUGGACCUUACACCGGGCCAUCUCACUUAAAGCGCCUAACAAUACAGACUCUAAAUCUGAAUCCGACUCUGCGAGUAACACGGAAACAGAAACGGCAUCCUACUCUCACGAAGAUGCCGAGAAGCUUGGAUAUGAGAAAUCCGAAGAGACCUACCAAGCUUGGCAGAAAUAUUGGAUGGCUGUCACCAUGAAUAAAAUAGAAAAUGUGUUGACUGUUACGCAAGGAGGAGGUGCUGUUGGGAAAAGCAAUCCAAACCCAGGAAGUGGCGACAAGACAGUCGUUCCUUGUAAAAAAAGUGAAACGUCUAUCACUAAUGGUUUGAAUAAAAGUCGCAGGUGGAUAUUUGCAUUGAGGCACGGCGAACGCGUGGACCUCACGUACGGGUCGUGGGUUCCGUUCUGCUUCGAUGAAAACGGGACCUACGUGAGGAAGGACUUGAAUAUGCCGUUGACAUUGGUCGAAAGAGCAGGCGGCGCGGAGGAGUACGUGCGCGACUGCCCGCUGACGCGUGUGGGGCAGCUGCAGGCGCGGCUGGUGGGCGAGGGGCUGCGGCUGGCGGGCGUGUCCGUGACGCACGUCUACUCAUCCUCUGCGUUACGCAGUGUCGAGACCGCACACCACUUUUUAAAAGGCCUAGAAGCUGACCCGUCUGUGAAAAUAAAAGUGGAUCCGGGUUUGUUCGAGUACAAGGGUUGGCACUUAAACAAGGGGCUGGCCAAGUACAUGACGCCGCAGGAACUGCACAAGGGAGGCUACAACGUGGACCUAGAAUAUAAACCAUACACAGUCGUGGAUACGACAUGUGCAGAAACUAUCGAGGACUUCUACAAGAGGAACGAACUAGUCAUGCACUCUGCAGUAAGGGAUACAGAAGAAGAAGGUGGUAACGUAAUCUUCAUCGGCCACGCGUCAACAUUAGACACCAUGGCAAUCGCAAUGAGACGAUUGGCAGACGAAAGAACAGACCACCCUCCAUAUAAGGUGUCCAAGCAUUUAAUGCGAGUGCCAUACUGCGCGCUGGGCGCGGUGAAGGACAAGCCCUGGGAGGUGGUGUCCCCCCCUUGUCCUCCAUCCAUGAACUCGAGCUCUGGAAGGUUCGAUUGGAAGGUUCUACUGGAUCUCGAUUGAAUUUUCUACUCAUGUGUACUGUCUGUGAUUGUGUGUGAUUUGAAUGUGAUAUAAAUGUUUUAAUCAAGGAAGCGUAAAUGUAUGUGUCGUAAUGACAGCAACUAUCAUUGUGUACUUCUUCAUGUAAGUUAUUGUUUAAUCUGGCACCUCAACACGGACUUUUCUUUUUUUUUUAUUACUAGCUUUACUAGCUUGGGUUCGGACUUUUCUUUUUUUUUUAUUACUAGCUUUACUAGCUUGGGUUCUAGCUUAUUGAGCGCGAAGCGAAAUGUGUGUAAUUGCAGUGAAGUUACAUCUAGCAUUUAUAAAUAGACGUUUCUUGUGUGAAGGCAAUGUGUGAAUGUGCUGAGAUGGCGGGAAAAAUAAUUUUGACGAAUUGUAUUGAAUAUUGGUUUCUUCAAGACAAAAAAUAAAUGUACUUGCCCGUGGGGUUUAGACAUGGUGGAGCAUCAAUUUAUUUCGCUCGAAGCUUAUUUUGCGUCUAUACCUACUCACACUCAUCGGUACAGACUGCCAAAAUGACUUAUGUAACUUAAUGAGCCGCCAUUUUGAAUUCCGUUAUGUACGCACGGGUAGAGUUUGGCUAAUGAAAGUAUAGACUGAAAUCGCCCGCCAAAAUUUACGCUUUCAUAUAUUUUUUUAAUUAUUUUUAAUACAUGAACUAUAGGUAUUAAACUCAGUUACUCCAAUAUUUGCAUUAUGAUUUCGAGAAUUUACUCCGAUUUUUGUUUAAUUUGGCGGCUGAUUUCAGUCUCUAGUUUUAGUAGCAAAACUCUAGUAUUUUACUACUCGUGUAUAAAUGUUACUUACUCUGAUGUCACCUACACUACCCUAUCAAUUAAAUUGAUUGUACUUAAUAAUUUGAAUCCUUCUUACUUUAAGUACAUAUAUUUUUUUAUUUAAGUAAGAGUACCUAUACAAUGAUAAAUAUACUUUAUGUUUAAAUGUUUAAGCUUUAUCAUAAAUGUUAUAAAUAUGUACAGUCAAACUCAUACUACUAAACAUUAUUAAUAUAGAUUAUAUAAUUACAAUUUGCAUUUAUAAUUAUACUACAGCCUUUCUUGAUGAGUACUGUUUACCAACAAAGAAAUUCGAAAUGAAGGUAGAAAACUCAUGUCGUUUCAUAAUUUAUUUAUUUUAAAUUAUGAAUGGUCUGUUUAUAAAAUGUUAUAUAAAAAUAUAUUAACCAUAUCUAAUUGUUCUAAGCUUAUUAAUCAAAUUUAUUUUCAUUAAUUUAGGAACAAGUUAAUUAUAAUUAUUAUUAGGUGUGAAAUGACUAAUGAUUUAUACCCUCAUUUUUAAUUUGUUUGUUGGUAAACAGUACUCAUCAAGAAAGACUGUAGUGUAGAAUCCUACAUUAUCCCUGAUGAACAUAUGCUAUCCGCGUGUACCCAUAGGAACAGGAAUGUUUUAUACGUUACGUACGUAUUCCAUAACCCAUAUUCGGCUCACUGAUGAGCUCGAGUCAGAAUGAGAGGGGUUAGGCCAAUAGUCCAACACGCUGGCCUAAUGCGGGUUGGCAGACAUCACACACGCAGAGAAUUAAGAUAAUUCUCUGGUAUGCAGGUUUACUCGCGAUGUUUUCCUUCACCGUUUGAGACACGUGUUAUUCAAUUUCUUAAAAUGCACACAACUGAAAAGUAGGAGGUGCAUGUCCUGGACCGGAUUGGAAACCACACCCUCCAGAAUCUGAGGCAGAGGUCAUAUCCACUGGCCUAUCACGGCUAUAAUAAUGUUUUAUAUCUUGAUCAAAUGUUUGUUGUCUAUGGUAAACGUAAAUUGUGGUACAAAGUCAAACAGUCAGUAAGUCAAAAAGUAAGUACUUAAAAGUUAUAAUGACUACUACUAUAGUAGUCAUUAUAACUUUUAAGUACUUACUUUUGAUUUAGUUAAGCUGUAUGUCUUGUUUUGCUGUUCUCCAAUUUAGAUAUAUUGAUUUUUUUGUCAUUACUUUAUGGGACAUAAAACGAAAACCAAAAUAUCACGCUACAAUGUGUAUUGUAUUUUUACAAAUAUAAUUGCAUGACGCACCAAAUUAAUGGGGUUUUUAUUUCCUGGUAACUCAGUUAGCUACCAGAAUCAAGAAUUUUCGUAAAUAAAAAAGUUGAUCGUCUCAUCGAGAUGAAGUAUACAGUAAUACUAUAUAUAUAUAGUAAUACUCUCGAAAAAUUAACUUGAUACUAAUGUGUUGUAAAAAAUGUUCUUCCCUACGGAUCCCUGAAGAUAUCAGUAAGCAGUGAGAUACAGAAGCACUGUGUGAAUGUUUUGGAGUACUAGGUAAAAAUAAUUUAAAUAUAACCCAAUAUAAUAAGUUCCUCUUGUAUAAUCCAAUUCGAAAUACAUAAUUGUAAAUUUAUUUUUAUAGCAAAUAAAAUAAUAUGUGAUUGAUUCAA
Bicyclus anynana (squinting bush brown) is the source of this 4606-nucleotide messenger RNA. It is a transcript of the gene Epp, whose product is annotated as ecdysteroid-phosphate phosphatase. Bases 48 to 2213 code for a protein of 721 amino acids. NCBI's taxonomy places the organism in Eukaryota, Metazoa, Arthropoda, Insecta, Lepidoptera, Nymphalidae. Gene Ontology annotation, molecular function: protein binding. The transcript is spliced from 14 exons. The record is from RefSeq and is a predicted model, not a curated record.